Nerophis ophidion (straightnose pipefish) is the source of this 1605-nucleotide messenger RNA. It is a transcript of the gene map6d1, whose product is annotated as MAP6 domain containing 1. The transcript is spliced from 4 exons. Gene Ontology annotation, molecular function: calmodulin binding; microtubule binding. Gene Ontology annotation, cellular component: cis-Golgi network; microtubule; Golgi-associated vesicle. The record is from RefSeq and is a predicted model, not a curated record. Gene Ontology annotation, biological process: cytoskeleton-dependent intracellular transport; regulation of microtubule cytoskeleton organization; microtubule cytoskeleton organization. Bases 344 to 1207 code for a protein of 287 amino acids. NCBI's taxonomy places the organism in Eukaryota, Metazoa, Chordata, Actinopteri, Syngnathiformes, Syngnathidae.
ACAUGCGUUGAAAAUGCUCCGGUAAUACUCGACGCUGCAUUGUAAUUAUGUAACCUGAAGAGGCGCAGAGACGAUCUUUGAAGAAGCAGGACUUUCUGCAUCUGCAAGUUGGCUGACAUGCUGCAUGUACCACCAGGGUGCGAGUAGAAGAGAUAUAGGUUGUAAAGAGUGAGGGGGGUAUUUAGAGAGAGGAGGCACAUACCCUGCAAGAGGAGCUGGCAGAACAUUUGAUCCGGGCUGGUGCUGCUGAGAUGGACCCUCCACGCUCUUUAAAAUAACCUGUUUGCCUUGCAGUUAUAUUCAUUUAUUUUUAUUUUUUUUGCACAAGUCCAAUAGUUGUGCUAUGGCUUGGCCGUGCAUUAGCAGAGUGUGCUGCCUGGCUCGGUUCUGGAACCAAUUGGACAAAUCGGACCUCACCGUGCCGCUCACCAUCCAGAACUACUCGGACAUCUCCGAGCAGGACGUGCGCUCCGUCACCCAGCAGCUCGCGUCCUCGGAGGUCAACUACACCCCGGGUCCCGGUGCCGAGGGGCCGGUGACGGGAGGGUGUUUCCGGCCACGGAGGGAGGCCGGUCACAAGCCCCCGGAGGACGAGCAGCCUGCGCGGGUGCCUUUCCCGAGCGUCACGCAGUACAAGCAGGACUUCAAACCCUGGCCCAUACCGAAGAAGGGGGACUUCCCCUGGAUCAGUGAUGGGGGCAACCCGGGGAAGAAGCAGGAGGAGGGAAGGAGAAGCAGCUACAGACAAGAGUACAGGCCAUGGACCAGACCCAUCAAUAGCAGCAGAAAACCACCCCCAGCUCCAUAUUCCAACUCGAGGACCAACCAGGACUGUCCUCAUGUCCCAACUGAGACCAGCUAUCAGGCUGCCUACAGUGGGGAGGCCAACAAGUCGGUUCACAUGGCCAAGUCGCAAGUUGGCCCCGCCCACAACCACAGCCCUCUAAUCCUGCAUAACAUCCAGCAUAAGAAUGGGGAGCUCAGCACAUCAACAAAGCAUCAGACGGAGCCGAUGAGCCGACAGCAGGCUAGGACAAACAGCGGUCCUGCCCAAGAUGGCAGCCAGGAGGCGGGGCAUGCAGCGGAGCGGAGAGGCGGGGCACGCCUGGAGCAACACUGCAGCCAUCAGAGUCAGGAACAUCUGGUUAGGACCAAGCUGCCACCAAACCCUUCUGCUGUCUUUCAAAGUGGACCGCGAGCCUUUUAGCAAGCGAGUGGCACCAGGCGAGAUGGUCUUCACACCAGAAUCUAUGCAAGCUGGUCCCUGCAGAGCUGAGAGGAUGACAUGACAUCGACCCCACAGGAGGCGCCCCCACACCCCUUUGGCCUGCCUCCCCGCUUUGCUUCAGUUACUCUAGAAAUGAAUAUGCAUGUCAUGGAACUAGCGUGUUAUGCUGCUACACAAGACAAUGUGUCAUUUAUUUCCUCUAAAGUCAUGUUGCUUGAAAUGAAACUUUUUCUUAGUCUCAGCAGUUUAAUAUGCUUACAUUCAUUUAUUUAGAAAGUAUUAGUUUGUAAAUCAUUAUACUGUAGUGAGAGGAAAAUGUCAAAAGGGUUAAUGCAAUUAUGAAAUAAAAUUAUUAGGUCUUCUAAGCGCUUUUCCUG